This is a messenger RNA of Phaedon cochleariae (mustard beetle), 1608 nucleotides long. The record is from the annotation of a GenBank genome assembly. Lineage: Eukaryota; Metazoa; Arthropoda; Insecta; Coleoptera; Chrysomelidae.
AUGUCCAACAAAACAUGGAAACACGCCCUCAUAGACUUCCUGGAAAGCAACCGGGGCCUAGUCAUUCUCUUCUUCUGCCUACCAGCCAGCUUCGUAUUCAAUCUACUCCUCAACCUGCGCACCAAACUCCACAGAAGCUUCUUCACCAGUCCUAACCAGCACGACAAAAGAGUGAGACGAAUCCAAGCCCAAGUCCAAAGAUGGAACCAACAACCGAAAGAAGAAAGGAAACCUUUGUGCACUUCAAGACCCAAUUGGCUCAGCUUGAGUACCACUUUCUACAGAAAAGACCUUUGCCAUAGAGUCAACAUCGAUCUCUUCGACAUACUACAUUUGGACACUGACAAUCUGACGGUAAGAGUGGAACCUAUGGUCACGGUGGGAGACAUCACCCGGUACCUCAUACCGAAAGGCUACACUCUGGCUGUCACCUUGGAAAUAUCAGAUGCCACCCUAGGAGGGUUGGCCAUGGGUACAGGGAUGACUACCCACUCCCACAAGGUAGGACUGUACCAGGAGAACGUCAGUUCCUACGAGGUGGUGCUAGGUGAUGGUAGCUUGGUUAGAGCUUCCGUGGAGGAAAACGAGGACCUGUAUAAGGCCCUACCAUGGUCGCACGGGAGUUUGGGCUUCUUAGUAGCCCUUACCGUCAAAAUUGUCAAGGUUAAACCCUACAUCAAGAUGACUUAUUUACCAGUCAAGGGCCAAAAGGAGUACUGCGACAUCAUAAGGUUGUUCUCAGGAGACGCAAGCGCAGACUACAACACACCCGACUACCUGGAAGCGACCAUAUACGACCACGACCGAGCAGUCAUAAUGACAGGCGACUACUCGGACCACGAUCCCACCCUUCCAAUCAACCACGCGUCUCGCUGGUACAAACCCUGGUUCUACAAGUACGCCGAAGGUUUCCUACAAAAGGGCAAGCACACCGAGCUGAUACCGCUGCGAGAGUACCUUUUGAGACACGACAGGGCGAUUUUCUGGGUGGUCGAGUCGAUGAUACCCUUCGGGAACAAUCACGUCUUCAGAACGCUAUUCGGGUGGUUGCUACCCCCCAAACCAGCAUUUUUAAAAUUCACCACAACCCCUGGAGUGCGCGAGUUCACCUUCACCAAGCAAGUGUUCCAAGACAUAGUGCUACCCAUAAGGAAACUAGAAGACCAGAUCCAGAAAUCCGAGGAGCUGUUCGAUGCCUACCCCCUGCUGGUUUACCCUUGUAGGGUGUACGACAGGGGUCCCAGAUCGGGGCAACUUAGAGCCCCUAGGAAAGAGUACCUCGUCGAUGGUACCAACUAUGCCAUGUACAAUGAUUUAGGGAUUUACGGAGUACCGGGGUUCGUGAAGCGUAAGAAGAGGUACAACCCUGUUAGGGCUAUGAGGGACAUGGAGAAAUUCACUAGGGACGUGGGGGGUUUCUCGUUUUUGUACGCUGAUAUUUUUAUGGAUCGUGGGGAGUUCGAGGAGAUGUUCGAUUUGAGUUUGUAUGAGUUGGUGAGGCAAAAAUUUGGGGCUGAAGGGGCGUUUCCUCAUUUGUACGAUAAGGUUAGGCCGGAGAUAGACGUGUUUGAGAUUGGUAGGCAGUGCGAAGGUAUGGCAGGACAGUGA